Messenger RNA from Thamnophis elegans (Western terrestrial garter snake), 1336 nucleotides. RefSeq names its product carbonyl reductase 4 (gene CBR4). Bases 445 to 1155 code for a protein of 236 amino acids. NCBI's taxonomy places the organism in Eukaryota, Metazoa, Chordata, Lepidosauria, Squamata, Natricidae. The transcript is spliced from 6 exons. Gene Ontology annotation, molecular function: oxidoreductase activity, acting on the CH-OH group of donors, NAD or NADP as acceptor; quinone binding. Gene Ontology annotation, biological process: fatty acid biosynthetic process. The record is from RefSeq and is a predicted model, not a curated record.
CCUUGUCCGCUCUUCCGCCCUGCGUGCUUUAGGCCAGGGGUCUCCAACCUUGGCAACUUUAAGACUUGUGGACUUCAACUCCCAGAAUUCCUCAGCCAGCAUUCUGGGAGUUGAAGUCCACAAGUCUUAAAGUUGCCAAGGUUGGAGGCCGCUGCUUUAGGCGGUAGGUACAAUUGCCGCGGUCGGUGGUCACGUGCCGUUCGUGUUCGUGGUUGUGGCUUUGCUGCCAGGUUGCAUCUCUGCUGCAGCUUCGUGUCAUUGCCCCUUGAGUGGAACGCUGCGUUUGGAGAACGCGAUUCUCGGGCGGCGAGAAUCACGAGUUUGAGUGUUACAUUGUAGGCUAACAAGAUGCAAAAGCACUGUUGGCCAUAGCAUGGGCGAAAAGCACACCUGGGCUCGAAAAGCUCGCCUUGAAUUUCAAUUCCAGGACUGACAACAAAGAAGAUGUCAAAGGUUUGUGCCAUUUUUGGAGGUUCUCGGGGAAUUGGUCAGGCUGUCGCACAGCACCUAGCACAGAAAGGAUAUUGCCUGGCUGUUAUAGCAAGAAAUCUGGACAGGGCUCAAGCUACUGUGGAUAGAUUAGGAGGUCAUCUUGCACUGAGUUGUGAUGUCACCAAAGAAGAAGCCAUCCAAAAAACAUUUAAAGAAAUAGAGAACAAAUUAGGUCAUAUACGCUAUCUGGUUAAUGCUGCAGGUAUCAACAGGGAUGGACUACUAUUGCGAACCAAGUCUGAAGAUAUGAUAUCCCAGCUUCACACCAAUCUUUUGGGAACUAUGUUGACAUGUAAAGCUGCUGUAAAGAGUAUGAUUCAACAGAAGGGUGGUGCUAUUGUUAAUGUUGGAAGUAUUGUUGGAUUAAAAGGCAAUGCAGGUCAAAGUGUAUAUAGUGCUAGCAAAGCAGGAUUAGUUGGAUUUUCACGCUCUUUUGCUAAAGAAGUAGCACCAAAGAACAUUCAAGUCAACAUGGUUGCUCCAGGCUUCAUUCAUACAGAGAUGACAGCCCAUUUGAAAGAAGAAGAGUUGAAAAAAACAAUUCCUCUUGGAAGAUUUGGGGAGCCACAGGAAGUUGCCCAAAGUAUUGCAUUCCUUUUAGAAACUCCUUAUGUAACAGGCCUUGUUUUGGUUGUAGAUGGAGGCUUGCAGCUUCUGAUUUAAACACUAUGAAUUGUACAUGAAAAAGUUAUUCAGUAACUCUAAAAAUCCCCAAAGAGAUCUAAGCAAUAUCCUUGUUAUUAUAUUUUAGCUCAAAUUAAAAGAAAGAAAACAUAACAAGAUUCCAUUUUAGUUGUGUUUGAAAAUAUAAGAGGGGAUUAAAAUAAAUAUAUUCUAAAAUCUA